Molecule: messenger RNA, 1947 nt
Organism: Prorocentrum cordatum
Lineage: Eukaryota; Dinophyceae; Prorocentrales; Prorocentraceae
Source: the annotation of a GenBank genome assembly
AUGUGGUCCAGCGUGCUGUCCCGAAGCGAGCAGCUCGACGCCGGCCCGCCCGAGGCCCUCCCCCAGGAGGUGCUCCCCGCAGCGCUACCCAAGGCGGCCCCGGACCACGACGCGCUCACCACCGUCGUGAACGCGGCCAUUGCGACGCACCUGUUCGAGCACCUGUCGCGCAUGGACAGCAUGGAGGAGCAGGUCAACCAGCUCAAGGAGCAGCUGCAGGCCUUGGAGAAGGCGCCGAGGGCAUUGCGCGGCCAGACCGCAGAGCACAACGAGAGCGAUGUGGACAGCCCGCGGACACGGCGGGCGCUGCACGAGGGUGCCGCCCGUGCCGACGAGCUCCAGGAGCUGGAGGCCCGGGUGGAGGAGCUCGCCGCCUCCGCGGCCGAGCACCGCGACCUGCCCACCAAGGAGUUUCUGAUCGACAAGUUCAACAAUGUCGAGGGCGAGAUUACGAUGAUGCGGGAGGAGGCCGGGAUUGUCCGCGAUCACUUCAUAUGGUUCGAGAAGCAGAUCGAGAAGUGGCGAAUUAGUUGGGCCAUGUUCGCCCUGAGCGCCACCACAAUGAAGGAGAGCGAUAGAAAAGAUUGCAUGGAGCGUCUGAAGGAAGAGGAGUCUCGCCUCGCCGAUGCCUACUUCGUGUCCCGAAUCGCCAGCACAAAGACCGAAGACGAAGCCCUCGGGGAGUGUCCCUCGAGCCGCUAUGUGACCACCUCCGCGUCCGUGUCCGAUCGGGCGAGCACCAUCAAGUCGUUUCCAUUAAACUCCCGGUCAAACACUGCUUCGAGCACGAAGGUUUCCAGGCAGACCGCCGCCUUCAGCCCCUUCAGCCUCACAUGGCAGCAGUUGACGGGCAAGGAAGCAAUGGCCAACCAGGAGCACGAGGUGAACUGCAGGAUCAUGCUCAACGAGACGCCGCGCUCGAUGUUCGUGAUGCUCGCGACGAGGCGGCCAGGCCACCUGAGCAGCCCCGUCUUCAGAACCAAGUUUGACAAGAAGGCCGUCUGCCGCGGGCUGCCCGCGGAGCUGGUCCGCGGCGUCGGCCAUGGCGUCGACCGCGGCACCAGCGCCCGCCCGGAUAUGGGGGUUCACCGUUCCACCUUCUGGGCCACGGUGAUGGUCGGGUCCGAGGAACAGGGCGAAAAGCUCGUCGAAGGCGCCUUGAAGCUCGCCAGGCAGCCGCUGCCGACGGGCCGCCCUUGUCUCUUCAAUAUUGCGCCGGCGCUCGCUGUUCGGGUCAGCCUGGCGCUCGGGGCGGCCCCCGCGCGGCAGGGCUUGUCGCGGCGCAGCCACUCGGCGCCACUGGCCCCCACGGGCAUCCGCCGCGCGCAUGUCCAGCCCGACGCGAGUGCGCCCACGCCCGACGCCGACGCUGCCGCCGCGCACGGGUCAGAAGCCGAGCCAGUGACCGCGCCAGGGAUCGCGGCGCUCCUGAAGGAGCAGCUGUAUCUCCUCGGAGCCCUCCCGGUUGGCCUGCCCGCCUUCGCCGCCGCGCACUUCGUGGGAUGCCUCAAGACUGCGUUCCUGGACGCCUCGUUCGGCGUGUUGUUGCUGACGUCGGUCUCCAUAGACACGAGCGCGGCGCAGGCGCAGGCGCAGCAGGUUCUUCUUCUGGAGGUCACCGCCCUCGCCGUCGUGGCGGUGCUCAUCGGAACUGUGGCCACGAAGCUGAUGAACGACAUACUCAUGCUGGACGAGGAGGAAGUGGAUGACAAGGAGGAGAGCAUCAGCGUCGGCGACUCCGUCAGGGUGGUGGCCGAUGAGCAGGCUCUGAGGCACGCCCUGAGCUUGGCUGGGCUCGAGUGGGACGACGACAUGCGGCGCGUCCUCGGGACGACGCAGGAGGUGCUGGCGGUGGACGAGGAAGGCGGCCUCGUCGGCCUCAAGGAGGCCAUCGCUGACAGCGGCGAGCCCGUCUGGUACUACCCCUUGAGCUGCGUGAGCCUGCAG